Molecule: messenger RNA, 1392 nt
Organism: Aspergillus glaucus CBS 516.65
Lineage: Eukaryota; Fungi; Ascomycota; Eurotiomycetes; Eurotiales; Aspergillaceae
Product: alpha-ketoacid dehydrogenase kinase family protein
Exons: 2
Coding region: 1-1392 (463 amino acids)
Biological process (GO): regulation of glucose metabolic process; protein phosphorylation
Cellular component (GO): mitochondrion
Molecular function (GO): pyruvate dehydrogenase (acetyl-transferring) kinase activity
Source: RefSeq, a predicted model, not a curated record
AUGGCCGCCGUGCGACGACUACAAGUAUUGCUCAGGAACAGACAGCAAUGCUUUAGGCCCGUUAUUCAAACACGCAACUACACAUCCGCAACCAAAGACACCGCAUAUUCGUUUCCAUCGUUCGCCAGCGGAGCCAACGAUGAGGUCGCCCGUCUUGCGGCCACUAGGCGCCGGCCAUUGACGCUUGCAGACCUUCUCAAACAUGGGCGCCCGCCGUUGUCAGAAGAUGCGCUUCUCAGUUCGGCAAACUUCACCCUUUCCCUCCUCCCUGCUCGAUUAGCAUCCCGAAUCCAGGCCCUGCGCAAUUUACCCUUUAUCGUUGUGUCGAAUCCCCAUGUGUCGAAUAUUUACAACAAUUACCUCCAUUCGCUGUCGACCCUCCUUCCGUACCAGCAGCGGCAAAUUACGACUCUAGAAGAAGAGAAACAAUUUGCGGACGUGCUGGCAGACCUCGUACAUACACAUACGAAUACAAUCCCGAUCCUCGCGCGCGGAUUCCUCGAAUGCAGAAAAUAUAUCGAUCCAGCAGAGGUGACGCGGUUUUUGGAUACUCAUCUACGCGCACGGAUCGGCACUCGGUUGAUUGCGGAGCAGCACCUGGCUUUCAAUUUCGCCUCGCAGCCAGCCAAAGAUAGCAGCCCAGCACCGAAAGAUUCGGUUCCUUCCAACUACGUCGGGGUGAUUGAUUCGACAUUGCAGCCGGCGCGUAUCAUCAAAUACUGUGAGGAUUUUGUGGGCGAGAUAUGCGAGUUGAAAUAUGGCGUACGCCCGGAAGUGGUGAUCGGGGGACAGCCGGACGCUUCGUUUGCAUAUGUUCCCGUGCAUAUGGAAUACAUCAUAACGGAACUGUUAAAGAAUUCGUUUAGAGCUGUGAUCGAGAAUGGCCAAGAACACGCACCUAUUGAGGUGACUAUUGCGCCUGCGCCGGAUGUCCCUGGAAAUCACGUUCACGAAGCCUAUGAUAAACAUACCCAAGAACCGCGCGAGUCUCAGAACGACACCGACGUGGGAUUUAAGGUCGAUACGGUCGUUGGCACAGCGGAUGCCAACGAAUCAGUCCGUCACUCCAGCCCUUCCUCGCAGAGCAUCACGAUCAGAAUCCGUGAUCGCGGUGGUGGAAUUCCCCCGGAAGUUUUGCCAAACAUCUGGUCCUACAGUUUCACCACUUUCUCCGAUCUUGAUCCCCAAGGCUCAGAAAAUGGAAAUGUUGAUGCACUCAACACCAUUUCUGCCAGCAGCGGACAGCUGAGCAGCAUUGCCGGACUGGGGUAUGGUUUGCCUUUGAGCAGAGCAUAUGCAGAGUACUUUGGAGGUAGCAUUGCUAUCCAAAGUCUCUGGGGAUGGGGAACUGAUGUUUACUUGACCUUGCAAGGCGUUGGAAAGAUGGGUUGA